Polistes canadensis is the source of this 1786-nucleotide messenger RNA. RefSeq names its product caspase-8-like (gene Dredd). NCBI's taxonomy places the organism in Eukaryota, Metazoa, Arthropoda, Insecta, Hymenoptera, Vespidae. Gene Ontology annotation, biological process: proteolysis. The transcript is spliced from 6 exons. The record is from RefSeq and is a predicted model, not a curated record. Gene Ontology annotation, molecular function: cysteine-type endopeptidase activity. Bases 146 to 1624 code for a protein of 492 amino acids.
GUUGCACUAUCUAUGCAGGCAGCGGAUGUUCGCUUAAUUCAUAGACACGACAUUUAGUACGCAUUAUUAAAGUGUAACGUCAACAUUAUUUGAUUUUCUAUUUACAAUUACUUGUUCUUAUUAUUCAUGGAAAUUAAUAUCAAUUAUGUCAUUGGUAUUCGAUGCAAAUCCUGGUAUAGAUGUACCAGCAAAUAUUGCAAAAGAAAGUAUAAACUUAAAUAUCUUAGAAAAGAUAGAAAAUGAUUUGGACAUAGACGAUAUAGUUUCUAUUCUAUUUUUAAUGGUUAGCGAUUAUAAAAAUGCAUUUUCCAAAAUACAUAAACUUUAUUGUAAAGCUAAGAAUAACGAAACAUCUGUGAUCGCAGAAAUUGUCAAAGACAAUCAAAAAAAUUGGGAGGACAAAUUGUUAGAAUCUAUUUGUAUUUGUAACAAUCGGGAAGUUACCAAAAAAUUAGGUUUACGGUUCGAAGACUUGGAAAUAAGGUACUUACCGAAAAAUAGAUUAUUUGCGAAAACAUUAAAUCCUAUUGCAAAAUGUUUAUACUUAUUAUGUGAAUCUUUAACUAUGGAAGACACAAAAAUGUUAUUGCGUCUAGUUAAAGAGGAUAAAGUCAAGUAUGAACCAACAUUGGAGGAUACGGAUCAAUUAGAAUUACAUCUAUUAUAUUGGAUGAGUAUCGAAUAUAUCUGUAUUUCAUCAGAAAAGCAAGGAAAUUUGAAAAAUUUGUUGAAACAUUUGAAGACCUUUGACGAUGUAGAGUUAAUAACUCUAGACUUGGCAAAGUAUGACGGACAUCAUUUGCAUUCAUCGAGCGCGGAUACUUCGGAAAAUGUUUGUUCCAUACAAAAUUUCAAUAAGUCCAAUGUAAUGGAAAUAGAAAAUAAUGAAAAAAGUAUACGUAAAAUAAAAAAAGGAUUGUGCGUAAUUAUAAAUCAAAUGUAUUUCCGUGGAUCGCAGUACGAAACUCGCUAUGGAACAAAUGCAGAUUCUAAUAAAUUAUCGAAAACGUUCAAAGGAUUUGGAUUUGCUGUUCAUAUUUUGGAAGAUUUGAAGAAAAACGACAUGCUCUUAAAUAUCAGAAAUCUAUCGAAAUUAUUUGGCUCCGAUUAUGACUGUAUAUUUGUAUGCAUAUUGAGUCAUGGCUGCAAAGGAAAUAUUAUUACGUGCGACGAGGCAGAAGUAUCCAUUGAAAGUAUUGAAAAUGCUUUUUGUUGUCCAGAAUUUACUGAAGUAAUGAAAAUAGUUAUUAUUCAAGCUUGUCAAGGGAAAAUAGCAGGAAAAGUUCCUGUUAACGGAAAUUCGUUAACAACGGAUGGACUGGAGGAUGAUCCUGUGACAGCUGAUAUAACGGCGCGGAAAAAUUUUUGCAUUUUUAUGUCAACGUUGCAAGGCUAUGUGUCUGUGCGCGAUAAAUUACGAGGUUCCUGGUUUAUUCAAGAAUUAUGCGAUGUACUCCAACAAAAAGAAAGGAAAGUAACGUUUUUCGAUUGUGUUACGAAAGUUAUGCAAGCGGUACAAAAUAAGCGUGGAAUUAUGGGUAACGAAUUGGUUGCUCAGUUACCCGAAUUACGCAUGCUUCGUUUGAAUACUGAUUUCGAAUUUCCUCGGUACAAUAAUCCUUGAAUACGAGAAAAUAUAACUUAAUAUAAAUAAUUAAAUGUGACACACAAAUUUUGAUACACUUUCCUAUCUACGAGAAGCGCGUAAUUUACUAAAUAUAGUAAUAUUACAAUAGAUGGCGAGAUAUUAGAUUUAAUGUAACAAUUAUAGAUAUGAAGUUAAAUA